Messenger RNA from Psilocybe cubensis, 1017 nucleotides. RefSeq lists its product as uncharacterized. The coding region runs from base 1 to 1017 and encodes 338 amino acids. NCBI's taxonomy places the organism in Eukaryota, Fungi, Basidiomycota, Agaricomycetes, Agaricales, Agrocybaceae. The transcript is spliced from 2 exons. The record is from RefSeq and is a predicted model, not a curated record.
AUGUCAAAAAUCUUAGACCACCCAAACGUGGCCUUCUAUGGAAGGUACAUCGACGAUUGUUUCGCAAUUGUUUACGCCGAGUCCGAAGCACUUGCACUUAAUCUUAUUAAAGAAACAAUAAAGUUCGAUGGUUGUGUUAUCGAAUGGGCUGUUUCCUUGUCGGGAUGUCAAUUUCUCGAUGCUUUCAUAUUCAAGGAGUCUGGAAAACUUCAUUGGAAGCCAUUUGUCAAGACAGGAAACAACCGAGAACGAGUUCCAUGGGUAUCACAUCAUCCUUUGGACGUCAAACGUGGCGUCUACAUUGGAGAGUUAUCCAGGUUAGCCGUGCUAUGUAGUACCAAGGAAAUCUACAUCGGAGCAAUUAGAGACCUUAACGCUCUCUAUUUGAUGCGCGGUUAUCCCGAAAACCUAGUCAUGUCUUGGUGUAAGAAGAAUAUACAAGAACGUUGGGAAAAGCGAUUCGCUUUACGAGUCGCAGAGCACGACGAAUCCAUUCUUGUAUGGAAUUGGUUUUCAGCUGCUGAACUUGGAAAAACUGUUACCGAGUACUGGUCGGCAUGGUAUGAACAUGCCGAGAAAGGUCUGUAUAGUGCAGACUCGUCCAGACCCCUUAUCAAACCAGAUCCAAAUUACGUUCACGACCUCGAUGAUGUUCGCCCGGAGCUGUUCACACAGAUCCUUGUGGACGGAGAAACUGAGUUCGUACCGGAUUUGAGGAAGAUAGGACUACUCGGAAGUCGUUGGAUAGUAUCGCGAAAGCGCAAUACUAAUCUUUUCGACCUUGCAAAUGUGUGGAAGAAAACAGUCUUUCGUAAACUGGAUGAAGACAUCGCUGAAAAAGGUGGUGUUGUUCCCGAAACUCAAAACGUUAAUGAAACUUAUCAUUCUGCUCUAGUUGAAGCUGCUGAACAGAUAAGUAUCGAAAGCGAUAACGAGAUAAUACUUCAUAGACGUUCAAUCUCACAAGAGAGGGAACAUCCAGAAUUCGGCAGAAUAUCCAAAUCUUACAACCGAUGA